CAAAUGUUCGGUUCGGUUUUUUUUUCAGUUAGGUCAGUAAUAAAAAUAUAAGAGAAACCUGCUUAUAAGGCAACGCAAUGGAUUGAGACAAUUCAAUAGCUCCUUUCGGAUUGGCGAAGCUAGUUUCGCAGACGACGAAAAGAUAGAGAAUGAGACACCUGGAACUAAUCGGCUUAAUAACCGUCAUCGGUUUCGCGAGUGCGUUACCCAACGGAUUUCAGCCGGAUAACUAUCCGCAAAACCAAGUGAACGCGUGGGAUCAGGCCUGUCGCAGUUUCCAGCAGUUUUCUCUGCAAACACAAGCGGCUCAGAGUCAAUAUUUUUCACAAAAUUUCCCGCAAAUUGGAUUACCGCCACUUCCGUUCGUGGAUGUGUGCUCUCAGUUCCCCGGAGCCGCUGCCGGUGGUGCAGGAUUCAGCCAUACCGGGGCCGGUGCUGCUGCGGGAAGCUCCGGAUUUGCCACUAACAAUCGUUUCGGCGGAGCUGGCGGCGGCGGUGGUAACGGCUUUCAUGGCGUAAGUGUCAGUUCGGGCACAUUCCCCAACGGACAGUCGGGCUUUGCCACUAAUAAUCGCUUUGGCGGAGCUGGCGGCGGCGGUGGUAACGGCUUCCAUGGCGUUAGUGUGAGUUCGAGUAACUUGCCUGGUGCUGGUACGGUAGUGUCCGAAUUUGGACCUGGCGGUCAAACUGUCACACAUUAUCCGAAUGGCGGAGGAUUUGCAACCGGAAACAGAUUUGGCGGUGCAGGUGGUGGAGGCUCUGGUGGAAGCUAUGGUGGAGCAAGCUUCAGCUCCUUCGGAUUCCCUGGUGCAAGUGGAGGCUUUGCGUCGGCGAACCGAUUUGGUGGAAACGGAGCUAGUGCUUUCGGUUCUAGUCAGCCUAGCGGGGGCAGCUUUGCUACGGCAAGCCGCUUUGGAGGAGAUGGUGGUGCUACAUAUACGUCUCACGGAAAUCACGGUGCCGGCGUAAGCGUUCUCAGCACCGACGACGGUCAAGGCCAUGUACGUACCCAGGUGCACAAACAUCAGUACUAAGUUCGUGACAAACUUGAGUAAAUUAAAUUAUGCUAUUUUCUAUACGUAUGUGCAAAUAAAA
This is a messenger RNA of Sabethes cyaneus, 1095 nucleotides long. RefSeq lists its product as uncharacterized. The record is from RefSeq and is a predicted model, not a curated record. The coding region runs from base 150 to 1034 and encodes 294 amino acids. Lineage: Eukaryota; Metazoa; Arthropoda; Insecta; Diptera; Culicidae. The transcript has 2 exons.